AUGGGCAAACUGAUCAAGAAUCACUGGGCUCGUCUCAUCUGCUUGACAGCGGCAUCAUACCAAAUAGCCGCAGCACUGGAAGGAUUCUUCUGGCCAAAGUUCUUCUUCGACUGGCUCACCAAGAACUUUGACGGAGCUGUCAAGCCCGUGCCCACUCUUCAGACCAUCAACCUCAUCUUCGGACUCCUUGGAUUGGCAUACGAGUGGCCGCUGAAAAUUGUGGCUGGAACCGCAAUACACCGCAGCAUGGAAGUCCGCUUGAUGUGGAUACCGCUGGCCAGUCUGUCGAGUUUGCUCCUCUACCAGGCGACGAAUGCGGCGUUGUAUUACUUCAUUGGAUGUAUGGUGUAUUUUUGGGCGUAUAGCGAAGGAGAGGUCAUCUGCGCAGUACCGUGGACGUUGCCCAAGCGAGCAGAUCGAAGACGAGCUGAGAAGGCUUGA
Molecule: messenger RNA, 441 nt
Organism: Zymoseptoria tritici IPO323
Lineage: Eukaryota; Fungi; Ascomycota; Dothideomycetes; Mycosphaerellales; Mycosphaerellaceae
Exons: 3
Coding region: 1-441 (146 amino acids)
Source: RefSeq, a predicted model, not a curated record